UUCAUCUUGAAUCUUUCAUUCAAACUAUUUUGCACUUUUUUUUCCUGAAAGAUUACCGGUGGCUGUGUAUUUUGUAUUCUGAAGUUUAUUCAGGAUUCAUUAUUUGCAGCGAUUUAUAUGGAUUAGUGUUGAGUUUAUACACAUAUUUGGGGGAUUUUGAAAAACAAGAAGCAGAAUUAGAGGGUUAGGCUUUCGUGAUACCUUUCAAGAACGGCUUGGCAGAUCUCGGUAUCGAUUUUGAUGUUUGUAUCAGAGAAUUUGCUCGGGUACAAGAAUCUACCAAGGCAGGCAUCCAGAAUGUGUGGCAGAUUUGUUCUAGGAUAUCAAGAAGGGAUUGAUCAUAUUAGAAUUAGAAUUUUUACCGUAUAUCAAAAUCAAAAAUGUUGAACAUCUGAAUAUGGGUAGGAAUAAAACCAUGGUCCGUCGGAAAUUAAUCUAAACCAGAUCAGAUAUAUGAAUUCCUGGUCAGGGAAUUAUCACAGGUGCAUUGAUGUGAAGGGUGGCAUAAACAGUAAUCAGUGGUUAUGCAAUCCAUCCUCUGAAGAAUAUUAUAGGAUUAAAUUCAUAAAAUAAACGUAAUCAUCCCGUCAUCUGUUUAAAUGGAAACCCUUGUAAAAAAAUAUUUCAUUACUAGCAUUUGUGUAGCGCAGAAGACAAUUAUUUUCUGGGUAGUUUUGAUUUGACAUUAUAAGGUUUUGAGUGAACUAGUAUAUACUUGCAUGUCUGUCACAAUAGUAAGUAUGUUUAUAGCUUUUGGCAUUUCAGAAUUUUGUCUUAGGUGAGCAAGGCAGUGUCUGUAUCUCAGUAGAUGUAGAUUUUGUUUAUUAUGGAUUCGAUUGACUAAUUGAGAAUACUAGCUUUGUAUUGAAUUUUGCAUGUUAUUAACAUAAUACAUCGCCUUUGCAUCUGGUGAAUCAUGAAUGAAAGCAGCUUUGAAAUCUACAGCAUGAUGCAUCUUCUGCAAUCUACUAUUUUUGGAUGACGAUGAUUUGACUCAUAAAUUGAGAUCAUGUGAAGAAAGUUGGAAACUGAUCGCAGGAUUGCGUGAAAAAGUGACUCCACAAACUUUGCGCGAUAUUGUUACAAAAUGUGGGCUUCCAAAUGCUGGUUCCGUAACUGAUAGUUUAACUCAAGAUCCGGUUGCAUAUACGACGCCUGCCCAAGGACCAGUACGAUGGCUAACAAUGGCUGAUAUUAAAGUACAAGCAGUAAAAGAAAUGUGUUAUGAAAUUGCCUUAGCUGGUUUUUGUUAUAAUAGCUCUGAGAUUGUUUCGCUUGCAAAAAUAAAAAUGAAAGCUUUGUGUACCCGUUAUGGUAAAAAGAAUCCAAAUGAAGAAGCUUUGUGGCAUUCAGUUGCAAAAGAUGUUAUGGAUACUGUUGGUACAUCACAUGCUGGUGAUGAUUUAUUUCAAAUGCAGAGUUGUGAUUCGAUUGUGAAGGAAACUUCUGAAGAUGUGAAUGUUGGCGUUGAAGUUAAAAUUAUUAUGGAUCAAAUGUUGGAUGAUGUUUGUGAGAAAAUAGAAGAAGACAAAAAUGCUGCUAAAAUUGAUGAAGAAAAAAAUGGUAAAGAUAUUGCACAUUUUGAUCAGGCUAUUAACAAGCUUAAACACCUUGUUCAAAAAUUGAGUAUUUCGCCUGAUCAGUCAAAUGAAUUGUCUGACAAAAUAGUCAAAAUGAUUUUACAACAUGUUGAUGAUGAUAACUUGGAUUCAAAAUCUGAUAAGGUAGAUAAUGGUUCGAGUGAGCAGCCUGAUAAAAGCACUAUUGGUGAUAAAAGUAAGGAUAAUGAUAACGGAAAUCUUGAUGAAGAAAGCAUGAAAUCAUUGUUGGAAAAUGAUAAAACUUUAUCACCUAGAUACAUAAGAUCCAAUGAUUUUAGUUGUCCUUCACCUGGUGUUGUUCUGCCAUAUGAAUUUGAAUCGAAAGAUAAACAAAUUGAAUGGUUAAUGGAAAAUGAUAAAGCUUUUAGACGUGGAAGACUACAAUGGAUUGCGCAACAGAAAAAUUAUGAAAAAAAUAUGGAGCUGAGGAAACAGAAUAAAGAAAAACGAAGGGUUCAACGUGAAGAACAAGAAAAGAAAAAACAGGAUGGAAAAGAUACGGGUUUCAGAUUUAAAUUCAAAGGAAAUAGUUCGAGCAUGAAUAAGCUGCAACAAUAUAGAACUAGACGUCAAACGAUCGCUUGCGGGAGAGAUCUGGAAGACAUGGAGUCCAGUGAACAAAACACCUCUGCAAACAAAGAAAAAUAUCGAUGGAGCGCAGAUUUUAGCCAAAAUCGAAAUGAUAGUCAAUUUAUGGGCCAAAAUGGCAAUCAAGAAAGACCUACCGGUAAACGUCAGAAAUACACAGCAUAUAGAAGAAAAACGUCUUAUAACAGUCAAAGCUGGCGACGACCGACUUCAGAUGUGAUUGAAGAGACCCCAGACUUUGCAAGACAAAAUUUUUAUAUUAUGAAUGGAAGUCAACAAUUAUCAAAUAAUAAUUAUGUUCCUCCACAAAUGCCUCACUUUCAUCGCAUGCCACAGCAACAACCAUUGUUUUUCGAUGAUCAAUGCAUGAAUAGAAAUGUUAAAUUUAACAGCGUUCCACAAUUAGCCUUUUCACAUCAGCAAUCAUUUCAAAACAGGCCAACACAAAUGUAUUAUCGUCCUCCACAUAGACAAAAGUAUUAACCACUUUCUUUUAUUUGUCCAAUUUUAUUCUUUUAGAACAACAAAACUUCACAAAAAUUUGAACAAUGCUAAAAUUAUUUAAAUUUCUGCUCUUCCAAUUAUUCAGCAUUAAAAAAAAUUCUAUUCAUUUUUACUUCACUUUUUCAUAAAACAUUUUGACUUUUAGCAAUUUUGUUAUAAUGUAAAUUAAGUUUUAUGCUUUAUUUUACCUAGACAUGAUUCGGGUAUGGUAUAUUAGAUGUUUAGUAAUUUAUUACUAUUACCCAAUUUAAAUAUUUCAUCAUCUAAGUUUGUUUUGAAGAUAUUUUCCCAAUCACAUACAAAUUCUAUAUAGUGCCUUUUUUGUAAUGUUUUCCACUUUCAUACUUUGCACUUUUACCCUAUUGGUGCCAUUAAACUAUUUGUCUUGCCUUUCAGCAUGAAAAAUCAUCUAUCGUGUGUGCCUCGUUGUGUUACCUAUGAAACAUUCAACUGUAAUUUUAAUUACAUUGUCAUACUUUGAAA
Messenger RNA from Styela clava, 3176 nucleotides. NCBI's taxonomy places the organism in Eukaryota, Metazoa, Chordata, Ascidiacea, Stolidobranchia, Styelidae. The record is from RefSeq and is a predicted model, not a curated record.